GGAAGAAGAAGCAGCGAAAGAGAGGGAGCUGAAGCUGCAGCUGAUCUGGAUCUACAGUCUCUCUCUCUACAACGCACGCUCCCAAUCCAGUUCACGCACCGACGAGAGAGAGCUUAUCGACAGUGGUUGAGAGUGGUGGCCAGUCGUAAUUUCCACCUCUUCAAUUAAUUCUCUCUCUCUCUCUCUCUAGCAAUCAGUUUCUGCGUUACCUCAAAUCCCACGAAACUAGAACCCAGCAAUCCUCUCUCCCCCGCCGCCGCCGCCGCCGCCGCCGCCGCCAUGCCUGGCCUCGUCUCCGUCAAAACCCCGCCCGACGCGCCGGCCCCGCGCAUCUCCCUCCCCGACCUCCCCGAGAUCCGACCCGGCCCCGAACCCGAACCCGAUCCAGGCCCAGGCCCCGACCCCUCCCAAGCCCGCCUCCCCGCUCCCCAAGAAGCCCCCUCCCCCUCCCCGUCCCGCUCCAAGUUCUCGCCCCGGAAGCCCCCGCCGGAGUCGCCCGGGUCCGCCGCCGGCGCCGGCGCCGGAGUCCCGCCCGAUGCGUCGCUCGACAACCCGGAUCUCGGGCCCUUCCUCCUCAAGCUCGCGCGGGACACCAUCGCCUCCGGCGACGGCCCCGCCAAGGCCCUCGACUACGCGAUCCGGGCGUCCAAGUCGUUCGAGCGGUGCACCGCGGACGGCGAGCCCAGCCUCGACCUGGCCAUGAGCCUCCACGUGCUGGCGGCGAUCUACUGCAGCUUGGGCCGGUUCGAGGAGGCCGUCCCGGCGCUGGAGCGCGCGAUCCAAGUCCCCGAGCCCGGGCGCGGCCCCGACCACGCGCUCGCCUCUUUCUCCGGGUAUAUGCAGCUGGGGGACACGUUCUCGAUGCUCGGUCUGGUCGAUCGGUCCAUCGGGUGCUACGAGCAAGGGCUGAAGAUACAGAUCGAGGCACUUGGGGAGACAGAUCCGAGAGUGGGCGAGACUUGCAGGUACUUAGCUGAGGCCCAUGUCCAAGCAAUGCAGUUUGAUAAAGCAGAAGAGUUGUCCAAGAAAACUCUUGAAAUCCAUCGGGCGCAUAGUGAACCAGCAUCUCUUGAAGAAGCAGCUGAUCGCCGGCUCAUGGCUCUAAUAUGUGAGGCGAAGGGAGACUAUGAGUCUGCUCUCGAGCAUCUUGUCCUUGCCAGCAUGGCAAUGAUUGCAAAUGGGCAGGACAAUGAGGUUGCUGCAAUCGAUGUCAGCAUCGGCAACAUUUACCUUUCCCUUUGUCGUUUUGACGAGGCUGUUUUUUCUUACCAGAAGGCCCUCACUGUUUUUAAAUCAUCAAAAGGCGACAGCCACCCUUCAGUCGCCUCUGUUUAUGUACGUCUAGCAGAUCUGUACCAUCGGACAGGAAAACUGCGUGAGUCUAAAUCUUAUUGCGAAAAUGCCCUUCGAAUUUAUUCCAAACCCGUGCCUGGAACUACAGCAGAAGAAAUUGCUUGUGGGUUGACUGAAAUUUCAGCAAUUUAUGAGUCUGUGGAUGAGCCUGAGGAGGCGCUUAAGCUCUUGCAGAAGGCUAUGAAAUUGUUGGAGGACAAGCCAGGACAGCAGAGCACUAUUGCAGGAAUAGAGGCAAGAAUGGGAGUGAUGUUUUACAUGAUUGGGAGGUAUGAAGAAGCACGGAACUCCUUUGAAAAUGCAGUGACUAAACUGAGGGCCAGUGGGGAGAGGAAGUCGGCCUUCUUUGGGGUUGUAUUGAACCAGAUGGGAUUAGCUUGUGUGCAGUUGUUCAAGAUUGACGAGGCUGCUGAAUUGUUUGAAGAAGCAAGGAGUAUUCUUGAACAAGAGUGUGGCCCUUGUCAUCAGGAUACACUUGGAGUGUAUAGCAAUCUUGCCGCAACUUAUGAUGCAAUGGGAAGAGUUGAGGAUGCAAUUGAAAUCUUGGAGUACGUGCUCAAAUUGAGAGAGGAAAAGCUUGGCAUAGCUAAUCCUGAUUUUGAAGACGAGAAGGGUAGAUUAGCUGAACUGCUUAAAGAAGCUGGAAGGUCUCGCAAUAGAAAAGCCAAAUCUCUAGAGAACCUCAUCGACCCCAACUCGAAGAGGACGAAGAAAGAAGGUACCAAGAGGUGGCCUGGCUUGGGCUUUAGAAUAUAAGCAGGCAGUACUAAUUAUCCGCAUCAAUCCACGAUUUGAGAUACGCACAUCCUGUAACAUAGAAGAUCAUGUAUAGAGUUAGUAGCAUUGCCCGGGCAAGUUUCCGUGUUUUCUUUGGCUUCAAAUCUUUCAUUUCUUUCUUCUUUAAUCGUUAUUUGGCACUGAUGUGUGUUGUGAUCUUGGAUUUUUCGACUGAGAAGGGGAAUGGUCAGUCGGUUGUGUACAUUUCAAUGUGCUCUUUGCUCGCUUCUCUCGAUUGCAUUUUUUUUUUCC
Messenger RNA from Eucalyptus grandis, 2382 nucleotides. RefSeq names its product protein KINESIN LIGHT CHAIN-RELATED 1. Gene Ontology annotation, molecular function: protein binding. NCBI's taxonomy places the organism in Eukaryota, Viridiplantae, Streptophyta, Magnoliopsida, Myrtales, Myrtaceae. The record is from RefSeq and is a predicted model, not a curated record.